GCGGGGCCCCGCGACUCGGCCGCAGCCUCAGGCUGUGUCCGGGUCCUGGGGUCCCCCCGCACCGGGGGAUGGGGUCGAGGGAGCCGGGGUCCAGGAACAAGGCUGGUCGCUGAUCGGGGCUGAGGGCGGGACCGGAAGGACGACAGGCAGCGGGAUCUCCACUCCGGGUUCCCCCUUCCCACCUUUCACCCUGCCUUGGGGUUCGGGGUGCCUUACAGCUCGGACUUCAGGCACAUAUGGAAGACUCGGAGCGUGGACCAUGUGCAGUUCCUGCCCUUUCUCACCACGGACAUCAACACCCUGAGCUGGCUGAGCUACGGGGCCUUGAAGGGAGACUGGACGGUGAUCAUCGUCAACGCCGUGGGCACUGCGCUGCAGACCCUCGCACGGUGCUCCUCCAGACCACGGCCCUGCUGGGCAUCUUGCUCCUGGCCUUCAGCUACUUCUGGUUGCUGGUACCUGAGGAACAGCAGCUUCAGCAGCUGGGCCUCUUCUGCUGUAUCUGCACCAUCUCCAUGUACCUCUCACCAAUGGCUGACUUGGCCAAGAUCAUUCACACCAAGUCCACACAAGGCCUCUCUUGGCCACUGACCAUUGCUUCCCUCCUCUCCUCUGCCUGUUGGACCUUCUACGGGCUCCGUUUCCAGGACCCUUACAUUACAGUGCCCAAUCUUCCUGGCAUUCUCACCAGCCUCCUUCGCCUCUGGCUCUUUUGGAAGUACCCACAGGAGAGAGACAGGAGCUACCAGCAUUUGCAAACCUGAAGAGGUCCAGCACCUUAAUAUCAAAAUGUUACCAAAGAGAAUGCCUUGUUUCAGCCAUUCCUGCUAUAGAACUCCAAGGCUGUCUCAAAGAGACUUCAAGAAUUGAAGGACCAAAGAAAGAUUCAUUUUGAUGGGACCUGGGAGAUUAAUCACUUUUAUUUUUUAUUAUUUUUGAGAUGACAUUUUUUAAUUUGGGAGGUUGGGGAGAAAUCUUUAGAAUGUGCCUUAAAAU
Molecule: messenger RNA, 996 nt
Organism: Sorex araneus (European shrew)
Lineage: Eukaryota; Metazoa; Chordata; Mammalia; Eulipotyphla; Soricidae
Product: sugar transporter SWEET1-like
Exons: 2
Coding region: 237-764 (175 amino acids)
Biological process (GO): carbohydrate transport
Cellular component (GO): membrane
Molecular function (GO): sugar transmembrane transporter activity
Source: RefSeq, a predicted model, not a curated record